This is a messenger RNA of Tetrahymena thermophila SB210, 4272 nucleotides long. RefSeq names its product ABC transporter C family protein. Lineage: Eukaryota; Ciliophora; Oligohymenophorea; Hymenostomatida; Tetrahymenidae. Gene Ontology annotation, biological process: transmembrane transport. Gene Ontology annotation, molecular function: ABC-type transporter activity; ATP hydrolysis activity; ATP binding. The record is from RefSeq and is a predicted model, not a curated record. The transcript has 18 exons. Gene Ontology annotation, cellular component: membrane.
AUGGUUAGCGCAAAGGUGAAAAUCAGUGAAGAACCUCCUUAAAAAUAAACAUAAAAUGAUUAUAAUUUAAAUUUAGAAAACAGAGCUUCAUUCAUUAGUAAAGCUCUGUUUUUGUGGACCAAUAAAGUUAUAAAAUUGGGAAACUCUAAAAUAAUUAAAGAAAAUGAUUUAUUUGAUUUGAGAGAAGAAGAAAGAUUAGAAAAGGUUCUCUAUGAACUGAAAAAAGCCUAAUAAAUUAACAAAAAUAAAGGCUUUAGUUAUGCAAUUUUUAAAACUUGCUAGAAAGAAUUCUUAAUUACAUCAUUAUUCACAAUUCUUGUUUCUGGGCUUUCUUUUGCAGGCCCCAUAUUUUUAAACUUGAUUAUUAAAAAUAUUGCAGAUCCGUUUUCUAAUAAAAAUGAAGGAUAUCUUUACUCAAGUCUCCUUUUUGGGUGCUUUAUAUUAAAAGCCUUUUUGACACAACAUUUAACGCUCUUAACUAAUAGAAUAACAUUUUAGAGUUGCAACUAAAUUCUUGGUAUAAUGUACGAAAAAUUACUCAAAUUGAGUAACACAGGAAGAAAAUAUAUGGAUCCUGGUAAAAUGACGAAUCUUGUUAUCAUGAAUACAAUGGAAAUAUUGCAAUUUUUUUUAUUCGCGUUUACAGCUUUGACUGCACCUUUUAUUAUUAUUGCAGCUUCUGUUUACAUCAUUUAUGAACUUGACUAUGUUGGUAUUAUAGCCCCAUUUAUGCUUGCGCUUUCUGCUAUUUUGGUUAAUCACAUUACUUCAAAGUAGGCUGAUUUUAGAAUGAAAGUGUUCUCUAUCAUAGAUCAAAGAAGUAAGAAAAUUACUGAGUUUUUUUAAGGUAUUAAAAUUAUCAAAUAUUAUGCCUGGGAAAAAUGGGUUGUGAAUUAAUUAUAGAAUAUUAGAUUGAAAGAAAUGAAAAUUUUGUUUGGCUUCUUAUUUAAUAUUGGAUAAGUUGAUUGUAUUAGUUAAGUUUCUCCCAGUAUUAUAGCUGUGCUCGUUUUUGUUAUUUAUAUUCUUUUAGAUAAUUAACUAAAUGCAGCCAAGGCUUUCACAGCUCUUUCCCUUAUAAAUCUGCUUUAAUCACCUAUUAUUCAACUUGUCUCUGGAUGGGGUAAAUUUAUCUAAGCUAGGGUUUCUUAUAAUCGUAUAGCUCACUUUUUAGACUCAGAAGAAUAACCUCAAGACUACUAUGAUGAAGAAUUAAUGAAAAAUUGUGAAUAAGGAGAAAUAAUGAUAGAAGAAGGAUUCUUUAGUUGGGAAAGUGAAAAAAAUGAAAUGCACAAUUUAAAAAAUCCUGAUGAUGAUUAUAUGAAGAAAAUGUAAAUCAAAUUUAUUUAAAAAGAAAUUUAGUCUAAGAAAAAAGCAAAAGAAGAUGUAAAAUAAUUGGAAGAUGCUUUAGAAAAUUUAAAAUAAAAAAAAAUCGCUGAAGUGCCAAAAAUUUCACCCAACUUAACAUCAAUAAAUUUACAUUAUAAGCCUAACACUUUUAAUGCUAUUUAUGGAAUAUUUUCUAGCGGAAAGACUACCCUUGCUCAUGCUAUCAUCAACGAAAUAAACAAGCUUUCAGGAAAAAUCGCUGUUAAAGGUUCAAUAGCUUAUGUGCCUUAAAUUCCUUGGCUCAGAUCAUGCAGCUUGAGAGAUAACAUUUUAUUUGGAGAGGAAUAUAAUCAAAAAAGAUAUGAAAAGACUCUCCGUAUAUGCUAACUAUUGGAUGAUAUUAAGUAAUUACCAGGUGGUGACUUAACUGAGAUUGGUGAAAGAGGUGUAAAUCUAAGUGGAGGAUAAAAACAAAGAAUCAGUGUGGCUAGAGCAGUUUAUUCUAAUAGAGACAUCUAUGUUGUAGACGACUGUCUUAGUGCUCUUGAUAGUCAUGUUGGUAGAUUAAUUUUUAAGAAGGUGUUUUACAAAUUCUUAAAGCAAAAAACAAUUAUUUUUAUUACUCAUCAUACCCAUUACAUGAAGUAUUUUGAUACAAUUACUAUCCUAAAAGAAGGAAAAGUAGCAGAUUUUGGUUCUUACUCACAAUUAACUGCUAAAAAUUCUGAAGCUUUAUCUUACUUGCUUAAUAAUGAAAAGAGUUAAGUAUAAAAGGCAAAAGAAGGAGAUGAGCUUGAUGAUCAAGAAGGAUAAAAUAAUGAAAUAAAUGACGAAUUGAGCUAAAAUAAUAAAAUACCUCACAACCCUCCUCAAUUAGGAAAAGCUUUUAGUGAGUAACAAUCACAGUUUUCAAAAAUGUCAGAAGAAGCCUCUCAAUUCACAUAAAGUUAAUGUGAAUAGCCCAAUUAAGGACAAGAUAAAGAGAAUGAAGCAAAAGGUAUGCUUGUUUAAAGUGAAGAAAAAGCUGUAGGAUCCGUUCCUUUUUUCGUUUACAAAGAAUAUUUCUUACUCGGAGGAUUAGGAUAUGUUACAAUUGCAUUGCUUAUAUUUGCAAUUUCUUAAGCAGGAUUAAUGUUGUCAGAUUGGUGGUUAGGCUAAUGGAGUUAAAAUGCUUAUACAGAAUUAGAUAAUAACUAAUAUGCAGGAAUUUAUGCAGGAGUGAGCAUAACAAGUGGUUUACUUUACAUUUUCAGAUAUUUGGCUUUCUUAGUCUUUUCUAUUAGAAUAUCAAAGAGUAUAUUUAGAAACCUUUUAGUUAGACUGCUUUAAAGCCCAAUGGAAUUCUUUGAUAAAACUCCACUAGGACGUAUUGUGACUCGUUUCUCAAAAGAUAUAGACGCUAUAGACUAUAUGUUACAAUUGCUUCUAUAAUAACUAAUUAGUGGUGUAAUGACUCUUAUUGGUAGUUUUGUUAUGAUUUCAUUGAUAACGCCUAUAUUCAUUGCUGUAGCAGUUUUUAUUUUAAUUUGCUAUUACUUUAUUCUCAGGAGAUAAAUUAAAUGCUCUCGUGAAAUCAAAAGAAUUGUUGAUAAUAUUAGAGCACCUUUAAUCGGUGUUUACACAGAGCUAAAUCAAGGCUUACUACAGAUUAGGGGACUUAACAAAGAAAAAUUUUUUUUCAAAACAUUUAGCAAAUGUGUAGAUGGACACACUAGAUCCACUUUUAAUGAAUUUUUCUGUAAUCAUUGGCUUAAUCUUAUUACUGAUCUAUUCUCUUCGAUCAUAGUCGCUGCUUCUGCCUAUUUAGGUUUAGCUUAAAAAGAAAUUAAUGGUUAUGAUAUAUAAUUAGCUGCUCAUAUUGGUUUGAGUUUAACAUGGGCUUUAAGAAUAAGUUCUUCUCUACCUGUAACAAUAAGGUUUGUCGGUGAUACUGAGUUGUAAAUGAACUCGUUCCAUAGAAUUUUAAACUAUAUCAAUGAAACACCAUAAGAAAGAGAUUUUGAAAUUUUAAGUGAGACUAAUUAAGCUAAAACUCUAGAAAAAUGGCCUUAAUAAGGAGAUCUAGAACUAGAAAAUGUUUCUUACAGAUACAGAAAAGAAACACCGAUAGUGUUAAAAAAUAUAACUCUUUCCAUCAAAGCUAACGAAAAGAUUGGUGUUAUUGGCAGAACCGGAAGUGGCAAAUCAACAUUAACCUUAGGAUUACUUCGUAUUCUUGAAUUAGUAGAUGAAGAAAACAGUAAAAUUCUAUUGAAUGGGUAAAAUAUUGCAAAAAUAGGAUUAAACUAAUUAAGAAGUAAUGUAUCCAUGAUUCCUUAAGAUCCUGUGCUAUUUUAGGGAACAAUCAGGUCUAAUGUAGACCCUUUUGAAAUUUAUACAGAUACUCAGGUAGUUGAUGCUCUCAAAAAAGUCCAACUAUGGGAAACAUUACUAAGCAAGGCCAAUCCAACUGAAAAUAAAGAUAAUUCACCAACACAAAACCCUAAAAUUAUAACAGCUGAAAAUAUUCAAACUUAGACAUUAAUGAAUGGAAGUGAAUUAAAUGAAAAGAGUAUUAAAAAUGUCUUAGAUCUUAAAGUAGAUUCUCAAGGUGCAAAUUUUUCUCAAGGAGAGAAGUAGUUGAUAGCUCUUUCUCGUGUUAUUGUGAGAAAAUGUAAGUUAUUGCUUAUGGAUGAAGCUACUGCUAGUAUUGAUGAAAAAACUGAUUGGAUAAUUCAAAAUAUGAUAAGAAGCGAAUUCUAAGAGACUACAAUUAUAACCAUAGCACAUCGUCUCAAAACAAUUAUUUAAUAUGAUAGGAUUUUAGUUUUAAGUGAUGGUGAAAUUAAAGAAUUUGAUUCUCCAAAAUCGAUGCUUAACAACCCAAACAGCUAUCUAUUAAAGUUGAUUAGAGAAAAUGGUAAAGAACAUGAAGCAGAUAUGAGAAGACUAGCAUAUAGCAAUUGA